Cephus cinctus (wheat stem sawfly) is the source of this 27895-nucleotide messenger RNA. Its product is annotated as homeobox protein prospero. The record is from RefSeq and is a predicted model, not a curated record. The transcript has 9 exons. NCBI's taxonomy places the organism in Eukaryota, Metazoa, Arthropoda, Insecta, Hymenoptera, Cephidae. Gene Ontology annotation, biological process: regulation of transcription by RNA polymerase II. Gene Ontology annotation, molecular function: DNA-binding transcription factor activity, RNA polymerase II-specific; RNA polymerase II cis-regulatory region sequence-specific DNA binding. Bases 2054 to 5599 code for a protein of 1181 amino acids. Gene Ontology annotation, cellular component: nucleus.
CAUACGGAGCUGCUGGCUGACCAGCUAGGCCGAAAUCACUUAAGACGCGUACCUCGUUAUAACCUCUACGCGCCGCGCCACUUCGCACAUCUUCGCGCGCGCGCACCCCACCCCUACCCCCCACCCACACACACACACACACACACUCACACGCGCACACACCGACACGUGCACGGGCCACACGCACGCACACGCACACAGUGACACAGGACGGUCAACCCUUUCUCAUAGACAUUCGCACCAGUCACGCAUAUCGGCCGCUGACAUUCACACGAGACACGCGCACGUAACCAUCCACGACGUAAACCAGCAUUGUCAACCGCUGCGGCCCAGACAUGUAAACAUCGCGUACGCGCACCGUAAACAUCAUCGUCUUCAGAUUCAUCGCACCCGCUCCCCCCUGCAAGUACGACGUGAAGAAUAGCCGGCCGAGAUCGCUCGGACAUUCUGACACUUGGCCAGUUCGUAGGGCCGAACCCGAGUGCGACGCGCAUUCACUUGCCCACUUCACGUGAUAACGGUGCCGCUGGACAAUUGUGCUUUUCCUUUCCAAUCCUCACGAAGGGGCAGCCUCCUCUCUGCGCGACAUUCACGCACGACUCUACCCUUCGAAGGGUAAUCGAAGCUCGUUGCGAAGUUGUCGCGAAUUCGUCGACUGACGCGCUUUGCCGGUGUCUGGGGGAGCUUGUCUUGCGAAUGUGACACCCAGGACUUCUGGGCGAACCGUGAUACUCUGGUAGCUAAUUACGUGGCUCGGUUCUUCUUUGGACUUGGGAGGAUUUUCGAGUGUCGGACUACUGGAGGAUUACAAGAGGAAAGACUGUCGGCAGAGAUAAUCGUUGGGAAACGCCCCUUGUGUCGCGCCAACCCCUAAACACAGUGUGCACGUGUUCUCACGGAUACAAGAACGUUUAGGACGCAACGUAUAAUUUAAAGACUGACGAAUGAAGCCGUAACGAAGAGAGCCGGCUGGUGCGCAUAAACUAGGACUAAGAAGGAGACAGGACCUUUCGCAUCUACACGACAACGUUCUUCACUGGAUAAAAAUCGAAGCAUCGACAAUCGAGACGAGGAGGUUUGGGGCAGCUAGCCCUUUGGCGAGCUCGAAGGAUGCAGCUCCCAGGCGGGAGCACGAGAAGUCCGCCAGCGAGACCUCCGGCCUCAUUUCUCGCGUCCUCCACGAAAAGCAAGAGCAGCCGUAUCGACAGCAAUAACAGUCGCAAAAGCAACAUCAGCAGUAGCAGCAGUAGCAGAAGAAACAGACCCGCCGACAAUAACAACGAACCGAUCCCCCUGAAUCAGCUCGAUUCGAGGACGAGCUGCCGCCGACACAGAGUCUCUGAAAAGUACCAGCUGCUGGCCUCAACCCCUCGGCGGAAGGAGUGGGGAAAGGAAUAGGGAAGAGAAGAAGUAGAAGAAGAGAAAAAGGAGGACGAGGAAGAAGGUGAAACGGAAAGGGUGAGAUUCGAGAGGAAGGAAAGGAGAAAUAGUGCCGACGUCGUCGACGGCGGCGGCGGCGGCCGAAGAAGAGGAAGAAGAAGAAAGAAAAGAAGGAGAAGAAGAGGAAGUGAGGAAGGAGGACGAGGAAGAGAAGGAAAAAGCGACGGCGAGAGAAGAGAGUACGCUUGAGGCGGAGAAAGAGGCGGAAGUGGAGAAAAAGACGAAGACGAAGGAGAGGAAGGCGAAGGAGAAAGAGAAGAAAGAGAAGAAAGAGCGGAAGGUCAGGAGCAGAAGACUCGUGGAAGGUGUGGAAGAUACAGGGACUGAGAACGGCAACGAGGACGAGCGUGAGAGGGAGAGGGCCAAAAGGAGAAGGAGAAGGAGAAGGAGAAGUAGAAGGAGAAGGGCGAGAAAGCGGGCAGGAGUGUUGGUGGUGGGGAUCCGAGGCGGCUAGAAGGAACGGGAAGGUGGUGGUAGUAGUGGCAGAGUGCAGAAGCAGAAGCAGCGCGCUGAGCCACGAGGGGCUAUUCGAGCGAGAAGGGGAGGGGUGACGAGGAGCCCUGGCGGGGAGGGGACGCGGAGGCCUUCGGGGGGCCGACCAACCAGAAGGCCGAUGAUGUCAUCGGAGGAGGAGACCGACUGUUUCGCCCUCUACGGAGCAACCACGGACAGCAAGCAACAGCAACUCCUGAAGAAGCAGAAGCGCACCAGACAGCGCGUGGACGCCGGAGAGCCGCGUAACAGCUACUCGAGCAUUCCGAACUUCAGCUCCCGGCCAUCCUUCCUCGGUGGCGGUCUUUACGGCGCUAUCUUCAGCAGUAACGGACCCCAGCAGCUCCAGCAGCCUGGAGCCGCGGGCACCCAGGCCCACCUCGGCAACACGGGACCCACCAGUCAGCAUUCCGCCCACGCGGCCUUCGGAUUCUUCGGCGCCCCGGGCUUCGGCCCCGCCAAGAUGCUCAACGAGCUCCUCGGACGACAGGUCAAGCAGGCCAGCGACGCCGGCGGCUCGCCGCCCGAGGGUACCCACGGCAUGACAGGCGCCGGCAUGGACCCUGCCGCGGCUAACCUCCAGCCACCCGCUGCCGCCGCCGCUGCCGCAGCUGCUGCCGCUGCGGCCGCCGCCAAUUGCGACGACCCAGCCACCGCCGUCGAGCUCACCCAGCACAUGCUCCGCGAUAUACUUCAGGGACGCAAGCUUACCGCUCUCUCCGUUCAAGAACAGCCUACCAACAACAACAGUAUACAUAGUAACAACAACAACACCACGACGGAUCUCCUCAAGUCCCAAGUUCAGCAGCAUCAGCAUCAGCAGAGCAGUCCCCAACAACAGGGACAACAACAAAACAGUGAGAGUGCGUGCGCGGUCAGUGGGACAGUGCACAGUGGAGGGGAGGAUAGUGGUGACUGUAACAAUUUGGUGAACGCGAUACCGGGUUCAGGCGUGCCGAUUACGCUGUCCGCGGGCACGGGGACAGGCAGCGCCAUCGCGAAUCAGAAUCACGGUGAUCGGGACAACCUGGUGAUGCCGGGGGAUGCGGAGGACAGUGCUGAGGAUGCGGCGUCAGCAGCUCGCGCCAUGGAGGAGGCCUUUGCCGAAGCUGGCAUGGACCCAGGAGCCAAUCUCGAUGGCUCCGACUGUGAGCAGAGUCUGCCUCCUAGUCCAUCGGUGACGCGAUCCGCUUCCGUUUCCGUUAAGGAGGAACUCCAGGAGUCACUUGCGCUGAAACGCAGUCCUAGCCACUCGCCGUGUCCUAUCGUACCAAAAACCGAAAGUAGUUCGCCCACCACUGAAAUCAAACGAGCCCGCGUCGAGAACAUCGUCAGUACGAUGCGCAGUAGUCCCGCGCUACAGACCACCCCCACCGUCAAUGGCUGCAAGAAGAGGAAGCUCUACCAACCCCAGCAACAGACGGUCCACCAUGUUUUCCAUCAUGACGUCAGUGAAACGAUACUAGAAGAUGACGACGAGAGCGAGGAGGAAGAAGAUCCAGUGACGAUACGACAGAAGCGCGAAGUGAAGGAUACCUUGAAGAGUCAGCUAAAGUCGUUACACGCAGAGUUGACAGCAAUGCAGCAGAAAUAUGCAGAGCUCUCGAGUCGGAUGGAUACGGAAGUAAGCGAGAGUGGCGAAACCCCACCUAGUCCUCAGCAUCAACCUCAGCAACCACCUCCGAGACCACCAAGGCCUCACCCACCACCCUACAAUGGGUUGGCAGCCCUGCCAUCGGAUCAUCCGCACGCAGCAGCUGCAGCCAUGUAUCACAUGGGACACAAGCUCUACCUGGAGCAGCAACAUGCGGCGUUGGAAAGGAUGAAGCAGCACCAGGAAGCUGCUGCCAGGCAACAGCAACAUCAUCCGCAGAAUUCGCCGCAGCCGUCCGUGCAAAGUCAACAACAAAGUCAAAAUGGGACAGGGCCACCAACGCCCCAGACGCCCAUGCAACCCGUAACUCCACUUCAACAACAGCACAAAGAGUUCCAGGAGAGGUUGAACGUAUUUCGGGGUGCCGUCAGUGCGGCAUCCUCUGGUGCCAACCAUAUCACCGGUACCGACCUGGACGGUCUUGCUGAUAUUUUGAAAACAGAGAUCACGUCGUCCUUGACCAAUGUAAUAGAGACUACGGUAGCUAGGUUUGCGCAGCAAAGGAGGUUUCUUGGUAAGCAGACCGAGGCUGCGCAGGCGGCGGUUGAUCAGCUAAACAAGGACAUCGUUCUGGCGAGUCAACUCCUAGAGAGGAAGUCGCCCAGGACGAAGGUCGUUGACCGGGGAGUACCACAACCACCGAAUGGCCCAAACGGGCCGCGGGGGCCCCUCAAUGGUGGGCCCCCGCCGCCACAUCCCCCGGGUUUCGUGCAAAUGGGACCUAUGGGUCCUCACGGACCUCAUUCUGGACCCACAGAAAAUAACCUCAACCAAAUAAAUCAGUUGCCACCGCACGUCAGGCCCAGCGUUGGCAUGUUCCAAACCCCAAAGCCUCCAACGAUAUACGGCAUGGCCUCGAUGCAGGCACAGCAGCAGCAGCAACAGCAGCAGCAACAUCAUCGCGAACAGCAACAACGCGAGCAACUCCAAAGAGAUCAGUACUGCGGACUAAGGAUCGAUGAUCGUGAAACUAGGGACUCCGAACAAAACGAGGCCCUGUCCCUCGUUAUGACGACAAAGAAGAAACGUCAUAAGGUUGGACAAUUCUAUGUGACGGAUACUCGAAUUACCCCAAGGACGGUAUCGAGAAUUUUAGCCCAAGAGGGUAACGGGUCUCAGGGCGGUAGUGACAGCCCACCGCCGCCACCACCCCCAAGACCUUAUCAUGCGCCACCUCCGAUGCUCCCAGUCUCGUUACCAACAAGUGUAGCGAUACCAAAUCCCAGCCUCCACGAGAGUCAAGUCUUCUCGCCGUACUCGCCGUUCUUCAACCCCCACGCGGGUCACCCUGGUCAGGUGCCACCCCCGGGAGCACAUCACCUACCGGCAAGUCCGCCGAGCGGGCAUGUCGAACUCAGGGACUCACCACCACUACCUCAUCCACCAGCGAUACUACAUCCUGCGUUACUCGCUGCAGCACACGGCAGUCCCGAUUACGGACACCUAAGGAUGGACAGCAACGACAGGGGUAGCGAUUGCAAUUCCGGAGAGAUCAGCUACGACGGAGUUCAGCCUACAUCGUCGACGUUGACGCCGAUGCAUCUGCGAAAGGCGAAGCUGAUGUUCUUCUGGGUGAGAUACCCAUCCUCGGCCGUCCUUAAGAUGUACUUCCCGGACAUCAAAUUCAACAAGAACAAUACCGCCCAACUGGUCAAAUGGUUCUCCAACUUCCGGGAAUUCUAUUAUAUUCAAAUGGAAAAAUACGCCCGCCAGGCCGUAUCCGAAGGCGUGAAAAACGCGGAAGAUCUUCGGGUCGGUGGCGACUCCGAAAUCUAUCGGGUACUCAAUCUACACUACAACCGCAACAACCAUAUUGAGGUAUGGGGUCCCCAGGUUCCAGGAAACUUCAGGUACGUCGUAGAGCAGACCUUGAAGGAAUUCUUCAAGGCCAUCCAAGGUGGCAAAGACUCCGAACAAUCCUGGAAAAAGUCAAUCUACAAAGUAAUCUCGAGGCUGGACGAUCCAGUGCCCGAGUACUUCAAGAGCCCAAAUUUCCUCGAGCAACUCGAGUGAAUGCGACCACGACGUCCUCCGUGGUCCACUAACCCGCGGCAGGACACUUACCAGAAAGCCACGAGGAAGAAUCCUGCAUUCUUGCAUUCCUGCAUUCCUGCCACGAGGUAGAACUUCGCGAGAAGCGCAUCAGGUAUCCUUAGUAACAUAUCCAAACGGCCAGACCGAAAGCACCUAGAAUGGAAGGGAGACCACUGUACGAAAACUCUUGAAAAGGCACCGCGAAACGGAUCGAGAGAAGAGUGCGAGAGAGAGAGAGAGAGAGAGAGAGAGUAAAAAUGAGAGCGAGAGAGAGAGAUAGUAUGAGCGUCAGAAAGCUUGUGAGACAUUGCGUGAAAGUUAGAUACCUAAGUAAGACAGUAAUAUCGGUCCAAUGAGUGCGAGGAAGAGAAAACAUUUUUCCGAGACGCUAAGAGGAAUUCGAUGAACCGGAAGAGCACGUUAUAGGAAAGGACUUCCUGUGACGUCGCUUCUCACGUAAAGACGUUCGACGAUACAUUCCGCGGAAAGCGAAUCGAUCGGGAUGUAAUAAUUAGGAAGAAUCGAUAACCGAUUACGAUUAUUGUACGCGAUAUCCAAAAGAUUCGUAACUCGAUCCGACGUUCUUGGUCGUUCAAUUCCAUUUUGGCAUUUAAAUUGCACGCGAAAUUGAUGCGAGUGCAGAAAUAGGAAGUGAAGCGUGUGACAAUGUGUGCGUGUAUAGCAGAGCGUACGAAGAACGUGGGUGCGCUGGGUACGAGAAGGACGGAAGAGAUAAGAAGAAAAAGAAGGAAAAUAGCGAGAAUGACGUAGGCAUGAAAAGUAUGUGUGAAUCGGUGAGAAUUCUUUGCGAAAUAAUAAUUGCGAGAAAUACCCAAUUAUCGAGUUUGUUUUUUGUCUGUUUGUUACCUAGUAAUUCGUUACCACAUAAACGCUAACUCAUUGAACGACAGGUUUAGUCUACUGAAAGAAAAAGGAAAAAAUACUUAGCCGUGUAAGUUGUACGAUGACAGCGGAUCGGUUGCACUCGCGGAGAAUGGGAUGGAUGGACGGAUCCAAAGAAGAAUAACCAAAAGGAUGGAGAAAGAAGUGAAAGUCAAGAGGAGGAAGAUCAACGAGGGAGGAGGAAAGGGAGGAGGGGGCAUCCAAAGAAUAAGAUCGUUAUCUACCAUAAACUUAUAAGACAAGUGAAAUGUCCUAUUGGUCGUUUUUAAUACAAAGAUGGAUCCUGAUCGGAUUGAUCUUUUUAUUUGAAAUUAAAAAAAAACAAAGUUCUCUCAAUAUUCCUGGCGAGCAGCAGAAUCCGGUGAUUCGUUCUCAAUAUCGCGGAUGAAGACGAUCGUUCGCGACAAAACGAUCCGUCCGUCAGGGGGUCAAUGGAAACAGGUGUCAGGGCGGCGUAUCGGGCCCUUUUUUUGUCACCUUUUUUUCGCGGGUUAACCUAAAGACCCUUCCGUUAAUCCAAAAGCGUUGGUCGUCGAUCGAAUCCUGAAGAUACGAAUUUCACUAAAAUUGACAAAUUUUCGAUGAAAAAUCUUUUGGGUCCGACCGACAUUCGGCGACCCCCCAGGCCUAAACCCCACAGCGAUUAGGUACGGAUAGCUUUGCUCUUGGUGCCUCGUCGCUGUCGGGCUGGCCUCACUAGAGGGAGAGAGAGAGAGAGAGAGAGAAACGAACUUAAAGAGGAUAGGAGAUUGCACACUUUCGAAAAAGGUAGUAUAUGCUAUAAAGAGUUAACGACGAGUGAAUAAUUAAAUUAAAGAAAAAAAAUAUCAAUAAAAACGGGCUCGUGUCGCCGAUUCGACGCGAAGGCCUACUGUAAACGCCUUUUAAAACGUGCGACGUUCAACGUCCGCCCAUUGAGAACGAUUAUCUUAAUAAUUAAAUGCUUAAAAGGAAGCGAGAGAAGAUUUUUUAAAAUUAGAAAAAAAAUCCCACCGACGUAAUACACGAAGGAGAGAAUGUCGAAUAACGGCCGCGAGGAAAAUGGAAAAAAGUUGGAUGUCUCUGGUUCGCGAAUCCGCAGAGUGCACUAAAUCAAUCUAAUUAAUCGAGGGCUCUCGGGUGACGGACCGCGCGAUUCGUGCACGUACUACGCGAACACCCUAUAUAAAUACCUAGAGAACAAAAUACGACUAAUGACACAGCCAUAAGAACCAAGUAAAUUCACGCGAUACACCCUAAUAGGAAACUAUUGCAGGGAGAGGAAAAAAAAAUUAAAAAUUAUAGGUAAUGACGUAGCUGCUGUUGUCAUGACUGCUAUCAAUAUAUAAAAUUACAAUGCGUAUGCGUGUCAGUGUUUCAUUGUCAGUAUACGGAGGGGGAAUGGGAGGGACGUAGAAAAAGGAGGAUUCCCGGUUAUCCCGGUUAGCCUUCUAAUUUAAAUAAGUCAGAUAUAGUCAAGGUAGAAAAAGGAUGAAAUACCGAAGGAAUGAUUGUCAGGAAGGUCGAAGGUCAGGACUAUGUAGGUUUUCUAAUCCUUUGUUAAGGUAUGCAAAUUAGUGUGUUUAAGCGACAAUGUAUUAUCGGGUAUCGGUGAAGGAAUGCUAGUGAUCCAUAUACCUGCGUUACAUCUACUCCUAGUUUAUAUUACGUACCUACGUAGGUGGACGGUGUCGCGCGGUACGACGGACCAGUCAACUGUCUAAUAUAUAACAUACGUCAUUACACACACACACACACACAAAUACACACACAUGUCCGGCCGACCCGCGCCAACCACAAUUAUUUCGACUGGAUAUAUAUAUAUAUAUAUAUAUCGAAUAGAUUUCCACGACGACAAAAUUUCGAGAUUUUUUUUUCCUAAUAAUGAACAAAAAACGUAAAUAUGACGUUACAGAUUUAGGGAUUUAAGAUGUACAUAAAUAACGUUAUAACGUGUAGACGAUAUAUGGGGGACGUGACGAAACGAAAUUUUUUGAACAAAAGUGUCGGUGAGAGAAUGUGAGGAAGAGAGUGAUUGAGGAGUGCGUGUAUUGUGCGUGAAAAACGGUACGAGUGCGUGUGCCUGAAAGUGAGAAUGUAAGACAAUCUUUUAUUUUUUGUAAAAUUUCAAAAAAACCAAUUUCGGAUACAAAUUUUCAUACUCUUCACUUUUCUUGUUCUUAAUCUUUUUUUGCGUUGAGGGGUAGCAUAUGCAUUACGCAUGGUCGCCGUGCGUUAACUGGCACGAAGUGAGAAAGAAAAAAGGUUGAAAAAGACAGAGGGAAAGUGACGGUGAAAUUACGUGAAAAUCUAAAGGUUCAAAUCGGUUCAAGGGUAGGGACUGUUUGGUGGGUACAGCCCGGAAAAGGUAACCACGCGAGAGUGACUACCUAGGCUCAGGCCUAUAUACACCUGUGUAUGCAUAUGUUGCGUAUAUCGAGAUACAUGCCCACAUAUAACUUUACGUAUGUAUUUUCGUAUAAAGGUAUACGAGUCACCUUUCGGAAGAGUCAUCAGACAACCCAACACAAGGGCGAGUCGCGAGAUUUUGAAAAAUUUUUUCAAAAAUUUUAAACUGGUACCGAACACUGAGUGUGCAUGGAUUAGCAUGUGGGAGAGAGAGAGAGAGAGAGAGAGAGAGAGAGAGAGAGAGAGAGAGAGAAUGAAUGAUUACAACAGCGAGAAAAACCAAGGCGUAAGGAUAAAAUGGACAGAUAGAUAAAGAGAAAGCAAACAAAAAGAGAAGAAAACAUUUUUAACGGACGUGGGACAACUAAAAAAUUUAUGCGCGAUAAAGGUGUAACAAGGACGGAGAGAGGACACAUUAUAUAUGUACGAUUAUAUACAUAGCUGGUAAAUAAUUAAGAAAGGUUUAGGCUAGUCGCAGAGACGAGAGUACAUGAAAAAAAAAAAAAAGAAAAAGUAAGUGAAGUACCGACGGCGUCCUAAGUGAAGUUUAACAAAAGAAAAUUAAUAAUAAUAAUAAUAAUAAUAAUAAAUGAGAAGUUGUGUUAACUAGGCGCGGGUACGUAUUAUAAUAGAGUAGAUUAUAUAAAUAUAUAUAGAAAAUAUAUAUAUACAUAAAAAUAUAUAUAUUAUAGAUUUAAAGAGAAAAAUUGCCGGCGAAUAGUCGACAGUACAUGCAACGUAUACACAUAUGUACACACGCGCGCACUGACGUCGACGAAGACAAUUAAACUAACACGCAAUCAAAUUUGCACAUAUGCAAAUACGAAUGUAGGUGCAGUCUUCUCCGUGUUGAAUACCUUUCGCGAUACCAAAUGCAAACACACACACACACACACACACACACACACUCAUAAAUUGGCGUAAUUGGCACACAGACACGAAAAGAGAAACCUGUAGAUAGUAAUUAUACCAGACAUUAAUUAUACAUAUAGUACAUGCAUACUUCGGGUGGUAGCAAGUCCUCGUAAUCUUACCUACAUACCAUACCUUACUAUUACUAUAACUCUCGCUAUUAUUAUUAUUAUUAAAGAAAUUAUUAUUAUCAUCAUUAUAAUUGUCACCAUUAAUCAAUUAAACCGAUACGAUUACUAUUAUAUAUUCUCGGCGUCGGGCUUCAAUUACCGCCGAUAAUCACGAUUAUUAAUAUUUAUCGGCCCACGGCUAUCAGUUAUCAUUUAUUAUUAUCAUUAGUUAUUAUUAUUAGUUAAUUAUUUAGUUGUCCUUAUAUGUAUUCUCAUCGCGACUGAGCAUUCGUAUAAGAGACCUUCGGGUGUCGGGUACGUGGUCGAGUUAGUUGAUUUUGAAAAUUGACCAAUGACUAUUCGAGAGCCAACGAGAGAGAGAUUGAAGUAAGAGCGAGAGAGACAGUGUGAGUACGUUUGCGAGCGUGCGUGAGCGAGAGAGUGCGAAUGUGAAUGGAAGAGAGAUAGAUAGGAUAGGUAGAUAGAGAGAGAGAGAGAGAGAGAGAGAGAGAGAGAGAGAAAGAGAGAGAGACAGUGACGAGGGGACAAUGCGCGUCUCUCCUUUUGUAGCCCUGCGCGGAAGCCCCGUGUAAACGCGUGUCAAUUGUCAAAUGUACAUUUAAUUGCGUCGAUCAUCAUUUCCCGAGUACCAUUCCGAGUGCCAGCGCCGAAAUAACGACGUUUACGUUAACGCCAAAGCCAACGCCAAGAACACAACCCCCCUAAGAGACGCUAUACAGGGUGUCGUAUGACAAUAUCCCUGCCUACUUUUUCCCCACUCUGUUUUAUCGUUGUCGCGAUGCCAAUUGCUGAAAUUGUAUUUUAGUUAUCCUUACUAUGAUUAUUAUUAUUAUUAUCAUUGUCAUUAUUAUAAACCACCGUAACCGCGAUUAUUAUUAUUAUUAUUAUUAUUAUUAUUAUUAUUAUUAUUAUUAUUAUUGCCACCAUUGUAUCAUUACCCCAUAUAAUUAUCUAUAUAAUUAUUAUUAUUAUGAUAAUGAUUAUUCUAUUGCUAGUAUAAUUAAUUACGCAUGUACACACGACGUCGAGGGAAAGAGAGAAAGAGAUACGUCACUGUUGCAUAUGCAUGGCACUCACGCACUUCGGCACGUAACGCGUACACUUUUUUUGCAAGCGGUGAGUCUUAACCUAGUCACGAGUCACUAUUUUUUAAUUGAUUAUCGAUCGAUUUAUUGAUUAUUUUAUUUAUUAUUCACGCUAAUAAAAAAAGAAAUGAGACAUUGGAACUUUAGAUUAUCGACGGUGAAUAUUAUUUUUCCGUCUUUCUUUUUAUUUUUACUCAUUCCUCCCAUAAUCCUGUGUGUUUCGAGGUCAUGCGUUCUUGUGGAUAUGAGAACAUUUCGUUCCUUGCGUCCUGGACUAUCGCGGUAUUGGAGCCAUUAUCCUUGAGUUCCUUUAUCUGUUAUUUUUAGGUUUUGGAAAAAGUGAUUAUUUUUUUGUCGUUUUCAUGCAAUUAAGGCAAUUCGGGAUGGAGGGUCGAAGUCAUGAGAAUUGAAGGGGUGAUGCGAAUAUCAGGCAGAAGCGAAGGCUAACAGACAGAUUUCAGGUCGAGGGAUGUGAUCCUUAUGACGGCACCGGAAAGAUCGCAAAAAUCGAAGCUGCAGAUGAAUUAGAAAAUAUAAAUCCGAGAAAGAAAGAGUGUAGGUCGAGAAAUGAGUAAAAGAAAUUCUAAUGUGUACUGUAUUAUAGUGGAAGAUAUCGCCUAACGUGAGUCACGUCGACUCGCGAAAUUGGCCUAAAACAUUUUUGGUCUAACUUCGGUGAAAGUUCGGAAUUUUGAAAAUUGGAGGUCAAUCGGUGAUACGACGAAGUCAUGAAAUAUAAAAGAAAAGAGAAUGUGAUAGUCGUUCUAAUUAGAGUUUUGGUAUGUUAAUUAUCUUAAGUAUCUACUUCCAUUUCGCCCCGACUUUUGGCUUCGAUUCUCGUACGAUAUUUAGGUAUAAUUUGGAUUUUUCGAAUCUUUCGGGUGACCAAAAACAAAUCAUUUCGCAUUGACCGAAUUUCUACCUUAUCAGAGAGAAAACGGGAUAUUAGCAUAGCGAGAGUAUACGCCAGUACAUGGGUGUUUGAAUGGGUAUUUACGAAUGACUGUGUGAACCGAUACUGACACUGACACUGAUACCUGCUGCAUGUAUGCAAGAUAAAGAGAAAGAAAAAGGAGAAGAAACGCGAGUGAAAGUCCAAUAUGAAAAAAAGUAAAAAAAAAAUAGUCAGUCAAAAUUUGAAUUCAUAAUUCCACUUCCCGCUUGAUAUCAGCUGACUCACUGUAAAUCAUUUUGCUGACUAAAGCAACAACGCGACCAGCUAAACCCACUGACGCGAUCCAAAGAUUUGAAAUUCCAGUACAAAAAAUUUAGAUAAAAACAAAAUAUUUUUUCUCACGCAAACUAUAUCUUAGUUAUAUUUUCAUUAAAUUUUCUUCCUCCGUCAUAACAUCUAAUAUCUUAACGUCGCGAUUUUUUUGAUCCCGGACAAAAACCCACUACCAGUACUCAAAUCACAAUUGGCGAUACUUGGAAAAAAAUAUAUAAUACGUAACAGGAAGAUUUGAUCAAUAAGGCCAAUCACUUUAAUUGAAUUGAAUUGGACGCCGCCUUAAAGAGCAGCACGUCAUUACUAAUGAAACCAUAUUCGAUUAUAAUGACAGUUAACGAGUCUAUCGGAAUGAAUUCACUUUUCGAUAUUAUAUAAUAUUCAGGAAACACAUCUGUAUCAUUCACAUUUUUAAUGAGAAUUAUAUACUCGACAAUGUCUGGGGAAAGACGAGAAUCCGUAUGAAAUCAUUAAAAUGCAUUUCGAAAGAAGCGAUGAUUUUUCUUUGGAAAUGCCCGGAGCGAGUGGGGCAGCAGAAAAUGAUAAAAACAGAGGAUAACUGAAAGGAUUGAAAGAAGUAACGGAAGGAUUGAAUGAAGGAUUAAGGAAGAAUUAUUAAAGGGCCAAUUGGCAAAAUCCUCGAGACUGUCAGUGAAAGAGAGGGAGGGGAGUGGGAGUGUUUGCAUUAUUAUCCGUUCGAGUAGAGAUCGAUCGGCUUGCUCUGUAUCUAUGCAAGGAUGAGAGAGGAGGCAGAUUGUGAGUGAAAGCCGGAGCAAAAGGAUGAAAGGGUGAAAGGUUGAAGGGUUGAAAGGUUGAAAGAGUGAAGAGUGGGAGAAACAGAGAGAGAGAGAGAAAUAUAAGUGUGUAUACGAGUGUGUGCGUAAGAGAAUGACGGACAAGCCAGAAAUGGAAAGAAAAAGAAAAAUUGUCGAGUGACUAAAAAUACGUAGUCAAAUUCGUGAAAAAAACUAACCUAACGUAACGACAAUUAAAUAGUAACUAACGUUAAAAUUUGUGUUCUAUAAUUAACAUUACGGUUAAUGAACGUGAAAAACAAAAAAAAAGAUUACAAGUUACCUUUUAAAGUUAUAAUUAUCAAUUGUCGAGUUGAAGGGAUGAAUACUUUAGUGACGAAAAAAAAAAAGAAAAAAAUCAAACCAAGAGAUUGUAAGAUUCAUUCUGACAUUUCGUGAUUAUUAGGAACUAUACGUAAGACGUGUAUAUACACUGAGCGUUAACCAAUCCGGAAGGAUUGAGAUCUUUGAGAAUUAAUUUUAAAAAAACAUUUUAGGAAAGAUCGAUAACACAGAGUGCAGAAUUUUUAUGCUAGAGUCCAAUAAUAUUUUUUUCUUCCUAAAAAAUCGUCUCUCCGAAUGCGGCACGUGAUUCGUCACACGUUCAAUUCGACGCGGGCCGACUGACAGGAUGACAGCGUGACGAGAUAACAGAAGAGGCGACAGAGUAUAAAGCAAAGAGGGAGAGAAUGAUUGAACGAAUGAUGAAGAAUGAUUGAGAAAAAAAAUGAACGGCAACUCUAUAUAUUUAUUUUUUUCUUAUUUUCAUUAUUACUUUUUCAUCUAUUCAAAUUUAAAAAUAACGAUCGAACCAUUUUCCGCGUGAUAACACACACACACGAUAAAUCAGGUCUUACACCGUUAAUACCGAACGACGAGGAUAUUCGUAGGAAAAAAAUGAGACAUGCACUUUAAUGAUUAUUUAUUGAUCAUCCAUCGAUCCUCCAAACGAAAUGCGACAUUCCUGUAAACUUUCUCUCGAGAAUUGAUUGCCUAACGAGGAUCGCGGGUCCUUCGAAAUUCGACAUAUCACUCCUAACCCUUACGACGUAGAUCGUUAAGCACGUCCAAGUAAACAGAGACCGUCGAAAGCCAUUGUUCUUCUCUCGUAAUAAUCAAUUGUUAAUUAUCGAGGAAUUUAUUGGAAAAUAGAAAAGAUCUUCCGUUACGAUCGAAUCGAGCGUUACUGUUGAAUUUUCAUAUAUUUUUCGAACAAUGGGCAACAGCCUAUUGAUACCUCAACCAGAAGUCAGUUUGGUAUUCGUUCAUACAUUCCGUAUCUGUUCUGGACAGUCGAGAUACACCUGUCCGAGAAAUACAAGCAAGAUUUUCCGUAAUGCAGCAGACAUCUCGAAGGGCUGUCGAUUCUCCAGCUCCUUGAGAUUUAUUCAUUAGUUUCGGUAUAACGAACAGUUUAGAAAUUACGCUCGAUUCGAUCGCGUCGCGAAUCAUUUGGGAUUUCUUUGUGAGAGAACCGGGAAAAGUGGAAGUCUUCUUUUUAAAAAAAAAAGAAAGAAGAAGAGCGGGAAAAGAAAUUUAAGAAAUUAAAGAGAGAGGAUUUUCUACGUGUAUAAAAUCUAUUGUCGAUUAGGCGACACAAUGGAGAUCAGUUAGUAGGCGAGCGAUUCUUUUGAUGUGGAUGCUGCGAAAGCGUAGGGAGCCAAGUGUCCUUGAUACGACCGGCGUUCUCGCUAAAAACGAAAUACGCGAAGAGAAGAAAGGGAGAGAAAUUGUUAUAGGAACGUUAUGAGAGAAGGAAAGAGAAACUACUCAAAGAACAGAUUACAGACUGAUUUCGGAGUAACGGGCGAAAAUAUUUUAGGUGUGAAAACCGAUCUUAGAUUAAAAUGGAUGCUGGAGAAAGAGUGACAGAGAGAGAGAGAGAGAGAGAGAGAAAGGAGAGAAUGGGAGUAAAAGAAAAGUGAAGAGAGAGAGAGAGAAGAUCAUAGAGAGUGAUUGAAUGCGAAAUUAUACAGAUAGAUAAAAACGCCGAUCUCCUUGGCUACCGGGAGAUCCGCCUAUAUAUAUUAUUAUUAAAAAAAAAAAAAACGAACUAGUAGAUGAUUAAAAUUAUGAUGAAGGAGUGAGAGAAAAAAAAAGAGAUAAUACUAUAAGAACCGUUAGGCAUUGAAGUUCUUAGAAAUGUGGCAUUUUUCACGGAGAAAUACAAUAUCAGCAAAUUCUUUCGCCAGCGAUAAGUCAAGCAAAAGCUAGACGAAGUAGAGAGCGUGCGAUGCUAUAGUAAGGUAUGAAUGCUCGUAUAAUCCGAAUCGACAAAAAUUGAUGAGAACGAGGUAAAAAAAAAACAGUGAAGAAUCGUUACCCGACUCAGUGACAAAAUCAGACAUGAAACAUUGAAAUGGAUGAAAUACAAUAUAAAAAUAACAGAAUCACAACUAAUCCCAUCACCCCCUGACCACCGUAAAGGAUCAGCCAAAAAAAUAAAAUCCGAAUCUUACCGAGCAAAGGAAAAAAAAAAAAUCAGAAAAAAUAAACAUUCAACAUCUAAACGAGGAUCGAGUCUUUCCUUUCGACUUUUGACGAAAAAUAAUAAUAACAUUAACCACAAAAGUCAUACCCACGUCCACGUCCCAUGUAUACACACACAUACACCCUGUCCUGUCGCGUCGCCAUUUUCUCGAACCUCCCGUCAGAAGGAAUCCUUUCUCUCGACUCGUAAAUACGAAACAGAGUAUGCAGAGAGUGCAAAGAUGCCUAUGGAGGACGUUAAUCGAUAACCAAUCAAUAAAACCAACAAUAAUGGGAAAAAAAAAAACAAAUACCGGAUCUACAAAAAAUAAAUAUACACAGGAUACGUCAUAUUGAUAAAAGUAUUUAAAAAUGAAAAAAAAGCAGUCGCGUAGAUAUCAUACGUAAUAGAGAAGUUAGUAGGAGUAAAAGUAAUAAUUAGUAAGAGAAGCGAGUAUCGGCAAUGGGGCAACAGUGAGCAGCAGCCGCAGCAGCAGGUACUAGGAAUGUUUGAAUGUGCGAGGAUGUGAAACUGGGUUGCCGCGUUGUGUCUAGGUCCUAGAUAAGAUAAUAAAGGGAAGAUGAAAAAUAGAAAGGGAACCGCAGACCCUCUGGCACGAGGCAGCUAUGGAACCGAUCUCGGCCUUCCGCCCGAUUUUUCAAAUAGUCGCUUCGACGUACCCUCGACGUACGCCCGAACAUUCUGAAUAUUUGUAUAUGCUUAUAUAUAUACGGUAUAUCCCCAUUCGACACAUCCAUUAACCCAUAACACACGUAUUAUUAAAAACUACGCCACGAAGUACCACCCGAAUAAUAAUCAUGAGAUAAUUCUUAAGUGACCGUUUCAAUGAAUAAUCAUUCAGGCCGAUAUGCGUCGUCGAGGACGAAGCGACGUGGCGGCCGACGCGAUCGGCAGGAACGUCUUGUAAAGAUUGUGGGAAUUGUUUUUCUGCGUCCCGGCGGCCAUUACUAAGUUUUUGUCCGUGCCGGGACACCAUUGUCACAGCGAUACUUUUUCAGCCUCUGGUUCCCUCUCUUGUAAGGAGAUACGAAGUUUUGGGGAAAAAAAAAAGAGAUAAAAAGAAAAGAAACCAAUUUCUACACCUUAAAUUCAUUCGAUUUUUUCAUUUUCCAUAUAUUACGGUACCAUUAACUUUUUUACGACAUAACCUCUAAUUAUGGAUAAAAUUAAAUUAGUUGUACCUGACAAUGAUUAUUCGUCGUAUAUCAAUUUUGUUCAGAACUUACCUUAUGGCGUUUACUGUAAAUUAUACCGGUUUUAUUUGCAAUAGACACCAGCGAAAUUGACACAUGGAUAUGUUUUGGCUGAUUAUACUUACGACUGUAAAAUUUGGUGAAUAUUUGACAUUUUUGGAUUUAGUCAAUAUUCGAAAUUCACUAGAUUUUAGCUCGACUGAAUAAUUGAAUGGAUUAAUUGGUGAAUUCUUGGUGAUUAGAAAGAGAGAGAGAGGAUGGGGGGUGGAGUUUAUGAUAGAAAGAGAGAGAGAAAGAGAGAGAGAGAGAGAGAGAGAGAGAGAGAGAGAGAGAGAGAGAACUACAGGCAGCAUAACCUGUCUACUUUAAUGCAUUACGAUAUUUAUCUUGAACUACUAAUCUACCAUUCGAGGUGAUAUUACUUUGGACAUUUUACUGGCGUUAUUCCUUGGUUCGCUUUGAAAAUAAUAAUUUCGCUAUAUUCGGUUGCGCACGAGACGAUAAAAAAUAAAAGACACACUAUAUAUUACACUGAAGAGGCAGACUUAAAAAAAAAAUUCCGUUUUUGGCAAAACACCAAAAAUAAUAUAACAAAGCUAACCAAGUAUGCGAGAGAUGAUUACGAUGAGAAUCACAUUAGAAUGUUGGAUACGAGGAUAGAAUGUGAAAUUGAUGAUGCGAGUAAUGGUUAAGAUCCACCAAGCAGCACAAACACACACAGUUUCGGCCCGAAUCUAAAAGACACAUCAAGGAAAAAAGUACAAGUUUUCACGUUUGCGCCUUACAUUAAAAUUAAAAGUUGAUCAAAAACGUAUUCGUACCAAAAUCGGCCUUAGUAUAUUUUCCAGCGGACGCGCGCGCGGUACCCCGGGCGGGCAUUUCCGGUAAGCGGUACGCGCUUCCGGUAUCGGGAAACCUAUAACCUCGCAGAAACUCAGCACAAAAUCAUCGAAUAGAUUUUUUUCUUAAUACCCGACCGGCCCGUACGUUAAUUGACCGCGAAACCGCCCGAGGACCGGUCGCGUCCAUCAACCCCUCUAGACUCUCUUUUCGCGUAGAAAGAAAAACACUUCCUGCAUGUUGACACGAGUGGAUGGGUCACCCACGAUUAAGAGAAAUUUACAAAAAAGAGAAGCCUGCCACGAGUACUCCAUCCCAGCCCAAUCCCUCUGGACCCCUGCCCCGUGCACCUCUAAGAGGAAAAAAAAGGAAUGAAAAAACACAAAAUACAAAAAAUCGAGCAAGAUAAAGAGAGAGCGACCACAGAGCCGUUGGAAAUUUUUGGAAAAAAAAAAUUUUAAAUGCCGCACAGCAAAAUUGUAUUGAACCAUUAAAAAUUCAAAAAAAAAAAAAUCCGGGAAGCAUCACGUCCGUGAAAAAUCCGCCCCACGAGCAAAACCCGGACAGAUGAGAAGAGAAAAGAAAAAGUGAAAUAAAAAAAACAGUGCGGAGAGCAAAAAUUUGGAAUGUCAUUGGAAUCGACUUAUUUUGGGUGACCCCGCCAUGACGUCUGCGCGUUUGGGCCAGCUCGUCCAACUCAUACUAGACCGACCGUUAGUUAACGAUGUAAACGAUGAACUAACGACCUUCGAUUGGUUACGUUUGCGUUGACGGUUACGUUUGUUACGUGUGCAUACAUAACAUGUACCCCUAACACGAAUCCCCCGUACCCCUAUCAACAGUCCACUCACCCAGUCUAAUCCGACAGUAUGAAAUCGGUCCCAACAAGACGGACACAUGACGCAAUAUACUGAAAUAAACACUGCGAAGUAAUGAAUUAACACUGUAAUGAUUAUUAAACGCGACAUCGUCUCAGGAAGUCGUCAGAUCGCGUCUCGAUUCCCCACCAAAGAUUGCACUUUGACCCCAUUCAACGCGACUGGGGUAAGAAUGAUAGAAGCGAGUGUAAACUGUACUCGCAAAAAAAAAAAAAAGAAAAAGUACUCUUUCUCGGCAGAGAGUAAUUUGGGUUGAAGAGGCCGAAAAAUAAAUUCUCAAAAAAUCCCCCUCAACGGAGAAUUCUCUCGAUUUCCUAAUUUUUGAGAGAACCGAGAAUCGGUGAAUUUCGCGUGGCGAGACGAGACGUCGAUCCCAACGUACUUUCCGGUAACUGAGAGGAAAAUAAAUGAAAUAUAAAAAAAAGGGUAAAUACGCGAGCCACGGCGGCGAGAUGGUCGCUGGCCCACGUGGGCAGAGCUGACUCGAUGAUAUAAUAAUGAAAACCAAAAGUAAUCAUUUUAAUUGAAGACGUUGCAUAUAGAGUGUAAAGCGAUUUAAAAAAAAAUGAUAAGCACGUAAUUGUAACGAUCUACCAUUCGAUUUCCUGUUUUCAUCGAUUUUCGCGUGGGACAUCGGCGUGUCCCAUAACGAGCCUCCCUGCCACCCUGUCCAAGUCCCAGGAGUCCCCUAAUGAUAAGAGACCCAAGUAUCCUCCGCCCCGAAGAGACCCAAAGCCCCAAUCGCCAAUCUAUCCCCCAACUACCCCACAAGGUUUGCUUCCAAUCCGUACAUGUUACAUUGAAACCUAAUAACUAUAAACUACCUAACAAUAAUAUUAAUUAUAAAUUAUAAUAUUAAUUGAAUGAUACUUAAUGAUUAAUUAAUUAAUACUAAUGAUAAUGAUUAAUAUAAUGAUACGAGAUACCCGGUACAUGGCGGAUAAUAAACUAUCCACUGCGAACGAAACGGUUCUACACCGGUCCUAACAACGGGUGACCAGAUCGAAAAAAAGGAGAAAAAAAAAUAAAGAAACAAGAAUAAGAGUAAACGCGACAUAAAGAGGAAAAAAAAAAGAGAAAUACACAAAAAGAAAGAGUACAGAAAGUAACGUACGCAUCAGCCCUUCGAGACUUUUGAUAGCGAACUUCGAGCGAGGCAAUAAAAAGAAGAAAAAGAAACUCAAGAACGAGAAAGACAUAUUUCGCUAAAAAAAUAAUAUUUCGCUUAAUAACUAAUGAAACGCUAAGGAAUGCAAAGAGAGAAGCAGCAAAGAAGAGCAGGAAGCAUAGAGAAAUAAUAAUUGAAUCCUCGAAGGCGGCGAUCGAUUAACCUCGCCUAUCGACCACCGGCGACCCGGAAUCGAAGGAUGAUGAUGAUAUAAUGAUAACGAUAAUUAUUAUGACGAGGUUGUUUUCUUGUCUCUUCUUUUUUGCCCCGGUCACCCGGUAGAUACGAGUACCGGUGGGAAAUAAUUUUUGUGAAAGUGGUCGUUUCUUACCCAUCAUUUAUACACUAGCUGUAAUGAACUUAAUUAUAAUGACACACAACAUUACGAUACUAAUUAUAUUAUUGAUAUACUUAUGAUUAUGAACUAUCCUAGUGGUAUAUAUGACGACAUAGUUGAUUGAUCUGUUUAAUGAAUGUCUGUAGACCACGGAGCGUUUGGAACUCUAUGCUACCCGUUGAGCACCCUUCUUAUCCAAAUCCACAAUCCUUAAACCACCCAAUCAACCCAACCAUAGAACCACCAACGAACCUUGACCUCAAACGAUUAACCUUGAAAUGAUUCGAAUGAUAACCUUCCAAAAGGCUCAAAUAAAUUUUGAGCUUUUAUCAGGCAACGAUAUUAAGAAUUAAUAACAAUAGAGAAAUAAUAUAAUACCUACAGGGGACGUAGAUACGAAAACCUGAAACUAGAUGAAACUGAUCGAUUCAGAAAAAAAAAUAUACGCUUCGCAUUGGCUAAUUGGAUUCAAAUUGGCUAAAUGGGACUUUGCCUUUGGAUUGCAAAGAUACAUGAAUUUUUACACGAUCCGGGUUUCGGUUUCAAGUUUUAACCGAUUUUUCCGUCUAGUCCAAAUACUAUUAUCCAAAUCUUACCGCAGAUCAUUGGAGAAGCUCGUUUUUAAUUUUUGAAAAAAAAAAAUCCAUACUGUUCGUUAGAAUUGGACGAUUUGUAGAAUAUUAUUAAAAAAUAUACCGGACUAUGUUAAACUUUCAUCUGUAACGUUUAUAUUAGAUGCAAGUAAUAUAUUUUGAAUGCACAUCAAAAUCGGUUUCAAACACCGAUUCCAUUUUCAAAAUUGUCCAUUUCUAACGAUAUUACAGUAAGUCAAUAUUCGUACAACAACUGUUUUUCAUCUAACUUUGCAAAUCCAUAGAGCCAAAAAUCCAAAAUUAUUGAAUUACCAAAAAAAAAAAAAACGAAAUAUCAAGCAAUAUUGAAUUUACUAAAAAAAGAGACAAGAUCAAGAAAUAAGUAAAUUCUCAACAAAAAAAACCCUCUGCCAUUUUUACCGAUUAGCGAGCUGCGAGAUGCUAAUCAAAACCAGACCUCUUUUGAGUUAUCAUAACCAAGUCGACUAUUUGCUUCGUUUUAAAUAUUUUGUCAAAAAAAAAAAGAAUGAUGCAGCAACAUCAGCCAUCUAAUCCCCUAUCCAUUUGGCCACUCGAGCCCCUGAUCCCCUCCACCUGCCCGCACAAAAAGAAAAGCCUUACUUUCCCCACCAACAUUUCCAUAGAGUCCGCACAAUUGUUAAGUUAAGUUUUUCGUAGCUAGUCAAUUCCUUUGUAUAUUAUUCAAAACGUGUGUUUUACGAUUAGCUCGCUGUCUUCAAUAGUUAAGAAUGUUUUAUCUAGUAAGUUUUUAUCCCGUUCCCAAAAUUGACCCAUCAACCAAUCUAAUCAUCUAUCCAUCUAGCUAUCCACGUACCUAUAUUUAUCUAUACGACCCAAUAUCCAAAAUUCUAUAAAAUCCAAUUUCUUGGAAUGGCGUAAAUACGUAAAACGAAGGGGGACGCCUUGGCGUCACCAGGCGCUGUUAUGUUGCAACUGUUGACCCGUUGACGAGGACGCCCGGCGUCCUGACGUCGUUUAUCCCGUUAACGCCAAUAAGCAUCCCGUACGUUGUCGCAAGCUUACGAUUAGAUCGCCUGGCUCUAGUUACUAGUUUGCCAUUUUCACAGAGGGUUAAUGGACACUAAGGGAACCAGUAUUAAUUCAGGGAAUCUCCGCAAGAUGUCCCUCUAUCCUUUCUGGAUAAUUAAAGCGAAGAAUUCGCGAAAACGCGAAACUAUUAAGAGUCACUCUGAGCGAAGAAAAAAAAUCUCACGAUGAUUUCGAGACAUUUUCAUUGUCAGAGUGAAAUAACAUUUUCCAAAUUUCUUGUGCAAUCGAAUACGUGUGUCGAUAUACUGCAAUAUCGUAUCGACACUGUGUUCUUACGUUCUUCCGUGCUAGUCAGCGAUUUUUCCCUCUCCGAUACAAAAUUAUUCAAAAAUAUUCUUAUCAAUCACCCCCCCUUCCCCCCCCGAACACCCUCUCCACUCACCAACGCUCUUUCAAACAGUCUCUACAUUAUGCCCCGAUUCCGGAGUUUCCUUUUUGGCAAGGCCCAAUUACACUUCCUGCCGAUACUUAUUGUACUCAGACCUCAGUGAACCACAGUGAAAUGUGACAGACAGUCUGUGUGAAAACUUUUCAUUUUAUUGGAAAAAUUUCUUAAGAACAUUUCACCGAAAUACACGUCGUAUGAUUGACCGUGAUUGGAGGCACACGUAUACGCUUUUUCGAGCUACUAACCGCAGUGGCGUCAAUGCACAUAUUUGAAAACUAGGUAUUACACUCGAAAGACGUCGAUGUAUACUUCCGUUUAAGAUUCUUAAGAAAUUUUGCCAUCCGACGACAGCAAGCAAUUUAAGGAUUAAAGAAUCACAUGAAAUUUAGAUUCACCGGUUUUCAGUUGAAAAAUUGACAGUCAAUGUCCUAUUCGGUGCAGUAAUCGGGUCUGCUACGGAAACUCCCGAGUCACCCCGAAGUUAAGUUCCGCCUGGGCAAGUACAGGCGAGCGCCGGUCCGGCUCUCAAUUUUGAAAUAGCCAUUUCGACGAAAGCGAAAAAAGCGAACAGACCCUCAAAACCCGACGCAAUAGAAGAAGGCAACCGGAUCAAAAUACCGCCAUAUUAAGAAACAGUUUCUCGCGUGGGGCCCGGAACCGGCUAUGACGUAUCAGUCACGUGGGUGCAUAAGGCCCUCGGUCACGUGAUAGCCGGUACGAAUUAUCACGGGUCCCACGUCCUCUCUCACUCACAGCACACACUGGGCCGACUCGUCCGAUAGAAUGUGCCUUCAGUGUUGAUUUUAUACGAAAAAAAAAAAAAAAAUACUAAAAUUAUACAAAGGGGCCCGACAUAGACCGAAUGCCCACCCAAAGCCAGACUGGUGCUCGCCCACUGCCCCUUUUUUUAUCACCAACCGGUUACACGAAACUGCACACUUUCCUGUAUCCUUAUCAGCUGGACACGAAACCCGGUACCCUGGUGAACUAUGACCCGAAAUCAUUAUCCUCCAAGCCUACGUUAUCCCAAGGCAAUAUUCGUCAUCGAGUUAACCCAUCUAGCAUAUCGUAACAGAUACCUUGAUCAUAGUGGGACUCAAAAAAAUUUUUUCACCAAAUUCACCAGGAUUCUGAUUUUCCAUCGAAAGAUAAGGAACAUUCCUUCGAAACAAAAUGGCACAAAUUCACACGAAAAUCAAUUACCCCAUCACGUCGUACACACAUUUAAUACACAACAUAUCCAUACACAGUACGGAGAUACAGAUACACAGAAAAAACAAAGUGACGAGCAAAGAUCAAGCGACGUGCACUCGCUCGCGCAGGUGCACUUCGAAUAACAAAAAGUAAAGAUCAACCAAGUGCCCCGGUUAGCCUGAAUCCCACAAUAGCCAAAGGCCAAAAACCAUUUUGAAAAUAUUACGAAACAUCACUAACAAAAAAACACCGUCACCACUACCCCGACCCCCCACAAGAGAUUUUGGUUCAGGCAAGGAGUUCGGAACGCUGCUAUCACCGAUACACAUAUAUUUAUUAAAUACAAUUACUAUACGAUAAGUACUUACAUAUAUAUGUGUACUAUGGUCUCUCCCACUUCCCAUCAGACAAGCCAAUUGAGUUGGGCCGCGGUUCAGCGACCCUCGACUGUGGCCAAGAUCAAUCCUGAUGUAUCAGAUCAAACCAACGAGAUCACCGGAUCCCAGAGCCAAUUAAAAUCGAUUAUUACAUCGACGCUCAAUGAUGGAGAUCCUUUCCUAUCGAUCUAAUCAGGAUCGAUCGGCAUCGCGCACCUUCACGAAUCUGUCCGUGAUCGCUGGACCUCGCCGAUCGAGUCAUUCCCAAUCUCCCUCUUUCCCUGCCCCUCCUCGUUACCCUAAAUUCCGAUCACCGUCAGACCGAAAACUGACCUAUCCCAUCCCCAUUGAGCAACCACAUCCAUAAAGAAAAACAAGACCCAGGCAAAAUCCUUUUGCCUCCCCCCCCCCCUGCCCCGAUUACCCUUCAAACAGCCCAUACAAGCGUAGAAUUAACCGCAUAACUAUGAAAGCUACAUAAACUAACUAACUAACUACGAUUACUUAUUAAUUAUUAACGAUUACGCAGUAAACAGUAUAAACAGUACCCAGUAACCAUGAAUUGUGUGUCGACAACUACAUACUACUACCUACCUAUAUCGAAUAAUAGCCGUAUGUAAAAGGAAACUUGUAUUCUACCAGUUGUAUCAAGCAAGUCCGUUCUAUAAGUAAACGAUUGAACCCCGGAAACCCCCCACCCACCCACUACCAAUCAUCCAAAGAAAAAGCUCGCCUGUCACUCAUAAAAGAAAAAAUCCAGAAAACCACAAACAAUCCCCUGUCACACAUCGAUCCCCCGGUCCAAGUAAACAAAUCAACAACCCUCAUCCUUAUCGUAACGAACCAUCCAGCCUGAAAGCACACGCCCAGCUCCCACCUACUCCCAAUACCUUAGAGAUCAGCUUCGAUCAGCGAUAAAUCCUCUGCCAAUUACCUGCCCUGCAGUGACACUGGAUAACAUUAAUUAUCUAACUACUAGCAAUCGUAGGCAGAUUGUAAAACUUCAUACACGUUGUACGCACAUGUGUGGGGAGACCAUGUAACUUUAGCUCCGCCGCUCAUUCCACGCAUCCUCGCACAACGUAAGCCUGCCGAACCUUCCAAUAAGAAGCCACGCAUUACCGGACUUUGGGAAUGAUCGAAUUACUAUGGAAUUGCGUAGUCGCAAUGUAUUGAUAUGAGAGAGAGAGAGAGAGAGAGAGAGAGAGAGAGAGAGAGAGAGGAUGCCAUUGUUAGAUGAUGCGUGAUGGUGCGCUGGUAAGGUGCUAUGGUGCAUAAUGUGCGAGGAUGCGACCAUAAUAGCCGCUGGUGUAGCAGCUAGCGCCCUUAACUUUAACCCUUAACAACCCCACAUUGACAUUUCCCACGAUUCCCUACGUGUUGUAUUAUCCGUUAUUUUCGAUAUAAUAUUAUAUUAGUAAUUAAUGACAUUUAAUGAUAACGUGACGAUGAUAAGGUAUGGGAGACGUUUGGUCACAAACAAGAAACUAGUUGCCGUGUUUGAGAAAAGAAAAAAAAAAUCACCACCACCGUAAGAGAAAGAAAAAAAACAACAACAACAACAACAAAAACAACAACAACAACAACCACAACAACAGUAAAUAACAACUGACCUACCCGCGGGUCCGCUUCGUCUUCGUUCCCGUCGAGUCGACGUCACGACGUCCAUAACAAUUAUAUAUACGGGAUCCUCUGUCUAUCGGCGUCGCCAGGACUCACACGUGCAUCCCAAUGAAGAGACCUGCCGCCGUCCCGACGCUCGAGACUUGGCCCUCGUCGCGACGCUAUUUUCUCAGUGCAAUCCGCGUCGGCCACGCCCACUGUUCUCUCGCGAGAUAUACAGUGCGUUACGUUAUCACGUGAUUUCCUAUUUUCUCGAUAACGUCGGGACGGUGACGUCGCGACGCUGCGCGAUCGUAACGAUCGUCCACGUGCGUCCUGGCUCACUGCCCCUUGGACAGCUGGACGCGUAUGGGACAUAUGUGCGUGGACUCUUACGGGUGCGACGUUUGCCUCAUAGCUGACAUUUUUGUACAGGAUAAAUGCAUAAUGGUAUAAUCUUGAGUUACAGAGCAGCACUAUACAUACAACACAGAUGAUGUAUAUAUUUUUACGUUACAGAAUAUGCCUGGCACUACAGGCGCCAUAAGACUGGUUCUCAUUUCCCAUGACAAUGCGUACAUACCAUAUUUACAUAUUGUAAUAAAACCUCGUGAUAUUUAUAUACAGUAAAGCAAAACAGUACCAGGAAUAUAUCAUGCAAGAGUGAUAGGAUUGGGGUACGACCGCUCGCAGCACAGCGUACAGACUGUACCGCGUUGAGAUUCGCGCGUAGCGCUGAUUUUUGGGCUCACGUGUACCACUUACGAUGUAUAUAUGUAUACAUAUUGAUUCCCGUCAAUUUUCAACGAUACCACGACGAUCGUUAUCGGACGCGAAUUUAAGAUUGACGAUUUUGAAAUUCACGAUGAGACCCUCGGUUAGCGCUACGUGAGUCUGAUGUGGUACUCGAUGGGAGAGAGCUUGGCAAAGUACCAAUUGGCCAUUCAACCAAAAGAAAUCACAAGCUUUAUAAAGGAACGACCAAAUUACCAUCCUGAUUUAACGAUUCGGCCGUUAUUAACCCAAUCAGAAGGAAUUCUAAAAUCUCAUCGGCUAUUGAAUGUUUGGGACGCGAUAGGACGAGGAUGCGUUGGUAUCGGAGUGGAGAACGAGAUAGCGUGCUAGGGGAGUAAAGAGAGAGAGAGAGAGAGAGAGAGAGAGAGAGUAGAAGGUGGCGAUUGUUCGAUGAUGAAAGACGUCGUGUAUAGGAAAGAUAAAAGUGUGUUGCUUGCGGCUUACCCCAAAAGAAAAAGAAAGAAAAACAGAAGCAUAACGCGGGUAGGAGUCUUCUAUGAAUCCUCGGCGUAACUUUCAAUAUUUUUGAAUCGCCCGCCGAGGAUAUCCUGAGUUUGAUAAUCCGUGCUCGGGCGACCCUCCCUCUUCCCGACGCGACCCCAGCCGUCGUGUAGGAUCGGCGUGGAGUGAAAUCGCGGGCGUUACCCCUGGCUCGACGUCGGUGGCUUCUUGUUUCUCAAGGGUCUCGCGAGCGAGUUGGUCCUCGGGAUUGUGAAGCACCCCCGCGGGCGGGCAAUGGCCUAAAAUUAAAUGCUUUUUUUCUCCUCACGGAUGGCUUGAUAGUAAAUUAAAAAGGGUUGUAGAGGGGGGUAGGGGGUGGGAGCGGGCUGCUCGUUGUUUGUAUCGUCGCAUCUGACUAUGAGGGAUGAGGGGUAGUUUUUAUGAAAAUAUCGAAAGCCGAGGACCUUCGAUUUCCAAAACGUCCCUUGAGAAGGCGAAACCACGAACGGGGCCAAUGAUGACGCGCUGCCGAGUGCCCUGUAAUCGACGACGGGGUUGCGAAGGGAUCGCCGCCUACGAGAUAAGGGAUGGAAAAGAGGGUGAGGGAGUGGGGGGAGAGAGAGGGUUGCCAAUAGAGCUGAUGACACAAUUUUGAGUUGCAGUGCAAGCGAACAUCUGUAGAGCCAUAUACAUAUAGAAUGUUGUUGUAUCUUAAAGGAUAACGUAGUAGGUGUACAUUGUAAGGAUUGCGGUUGCAGUGAAAAUUCUGACAGCGAAGCGUAUUUAAGUACUUCUUAAAGGGAGAGAGAGAGAGAGAGAGAGAGAGAGAGAGAGAGAGAGAGAGAGAGAGAGAAAAGAAAAGAAGAAAAUUGGUGAGAAUGUACGAGAGAGUGAGUGCAAUGUGUGUGUAUCGAUAUGCGAGUUCGUGUGCGUCGAUAAUGAUGAUCAUAAUGCUGAUGAUGUUGACGAUGAUGAUGAUGAUGAUGACGGAUGCGGAAAUAUGAAAUUGCGGAAAAUUCGCGAACUGGUCAUCGGCGGCCCCGUCCGUAACGGGUGCAAGUAAUUUUAGGUGUAUAAAAAUUAUUCUCGCAGUUAGGGUGUUCUAAAGAAAUUAUUGUAAAAAAAGUUUAUUAUAGGGGAGAAAUUUUACUGUGGCCAGGCUCGAAGGCCGUGGAACCCUUUGGAACUACUGAAGGGAGGAGGACUUGGUAGGAGUUGGCGAGGUCCUACGAUGAGAGAAAGAGAGAGAGAGAGAGUGAGUGCGAAUACAUGAGUGGAUUGAAAGGGUGAGAGAGAUUGAGUGAGCGAAAGGGUGACGAGAAACUAUAACGGGUGGCGAUAAAAAAAAUUAUUGUAAAUUUUCGAAGGGGGGAUGUUCAGGUCGGCCGAUGACCAAGGUGCGAAUUAUCAAAAAAAAAAAAAAAAAAAGAAUAACUGAAAUUCAAGCUCGAAGUUACAAGGGCGCC